Messenger RNA from Synchytrium microbalum, 942 nucleotides. RefSeq lists its product as uncharacterized. Lineage: Eukaryota; Fungi; Chytridiomycota; Chytridiomycetes; Synchytriales; Synchytriaceae. The record is from RefSeq and is a predicted model, not a curated record. The transcript has 6 exons. The coding region runs from base 1 to 942 and encodes 313 amino acids.
AUGUAUCCAGGACCGCCUCCUCCUAGGUCUCCACUUCCCAUAGAUGAAGAGAUAGACGACGAGCAGCCUCCUUCAGCAUCUCAUACCACGUAUUUCCCAAGAAACUACCAACUGUUAUCUAGUUCCAGAUAUCCAACUGGUCCAGCCUAUCGAAUACCUAUAAGACAUAUCGGUAAACAUGAUGUGAUCUUCCUUCGAGACAUUCAACGCAUCCUACCCAAUGUCACGGCCUUGAGGAUUGACAAUGAGUUCUUGCAUUCAAUGGAAUCCGACGACGGAUUUGAGCUUGAACCUACAAGGUGGGAAGCUAUUGACGGCCGUGUCAUUGAAGGAUAUGAGCCAGCUGAUGAAAGAACUGAUUUGCUACGCGGACUGCUACGUCAGGCUACGGACCUGGUCGUUCAACUACGGGCCUUGUCUCAAGAACUACGGCAUCAUCGAGGGGGUUCAGAGCCAGCUCCUGUACGAUCAUUUCGUCUAUUAGAGGAUCUCAUGAGGUCGAUAGGAGAGGAGCCGCCAUCUGGAGGUGGCGCUUCUACAUCUCGAGGUGUCGCAACAUCUACAUAUCCAGAUGGCCUACCAUCAUACCCAACUUCAUCCUCAAGUGGUGCUGCUACUAGCUCGUCACUGCCACCAUCAUAUGCAGGAACAGCAGCAACAAGUAUCAAUCCUCCAUCGUAUCCAACAUCAACGUCUUCAGCAAUUGUGACUGCGCCUCCACUCUCUACUACACCAUCAGUGACAUCUACUGUACAUCCGCCAGACUAUGCCGCAGCCACUACGACGCCUAUCGGACAGCAACCAAUCUUGCAAGUUCACGAGGCACUAGCAUCGCCUGUUUCUCCUACUAGCUCGGUAGUGCAGCCUCCAACAAUAUUGCAGACUGAGUCUACUGGUGGGACAAUUGCAUCGACCUCUGAACCUCCAUCGUAUGCUCCUUGA